This is a messenger RNA of Syngnathoides biaculeatus (alligator pipefish), 7239 nucleotides long. RefSeq names its product translocated promoter region b, nuclear basket protein (gene tprb). The record is from RefSeq and is a predicted model, not a curated record. The transcript has 51 exons. Bases 40 to 7071 code for a protein of 2343 amino acids. Gene Ontology annotation, cellular component: nuclear pore. Lineage: Eukaryota; Metazoa; Chordata; Actinopteri; Syngnathiformes; Syngnathidae. Gene Ontology annotation, biological process: protein import into nucleus; mRNA export from nucleus. Gene Ontology annotation, molecular function: structural constituent of nuclear pore.
UGGUAGCCCUGCGCCUGCGCAUGUUAGCCUUCAGGGAAAAUGGCGGCACUCUUGCUGCAGGAUUUGGAUAGUUCUGAGCUGUCGAAGUUAUCAAAAGAGACACUUAACAAACUCGAAAAGGUUCUGUCCGACCAACUUUCUGAAAUUGACACUCUCAAGGCCCAGCAAGAACAAUUUAGGGUUGACAGUGAGCAACAUUUCUUUGACAAGGUGAAACAGCUAGCUCAGUCUCGGGAAGACUUCCUGAGACAGACACAAGAGAACAGCAAACUUAAAGAGGAGUUGGAGGAAAUCGCGGAUGAGUUCAAACGUGUUCGCGAGACGAACCAGCAAUAUGAAAGUGCUCAAGAGAAGUCUUUGUCAGAACAGACUGUGCUUUCAAAAGCCAAGGAAGAACUGGAAACACAAAAGCUUGAUCUUGUGCGGACACUUGAGAGGAGAAGCUUGGAACUGGAGCAUUUAAAUGAUGACUUAAGGCAACUGAACGAUAAGUUGGUGGAGGUUAGUGCCACUAAAAUGUCUCAGCAGCUGAGGUUAGAUGAACUUGAAGCAGCGGAAGUCGACCUCAAAUACAAGGAGAAGCGUAUGGAACAAGAAAAAGAGCUGCUGCAUGGACAAAACUCCUGGCUGAGUGCGGAGUUGAAGGCCAAAAGUGAAGAACUUUUGAGCCUGUCACGACAGAAAGGUAAUGAAAUCCUGGAACUGAAAUGCAGCCUGGAGAAUAAAAAAGAUGAGUUAAACAGAGUCCAAGAACAAGUGGCCAGUUUGAAAACAUUAAAUGAAAACCACCAAAAACAGAAUGAGGACCUCAUCCAUAAACUGAAAGAAAUUAAGGAGCAACAGACCACUACAGAGGAGAAGUUCAGAAAUGAGCUCAAUGCCAACAUUAAGCUCUCCAAUUUAUACAAGGGAGCAGCAGCUGAUUCUGAGGCCAAAAGUGAAGAGCUGAGUCGAGCUGUCGAGGAGCUGCAGAAACUGCUGCAAGAGGCAGGGGAAGUCAACAAAGCUCUUGAGGACAAUUUGCAAGUAGCUAGUGCUGCUUCGGACAAAACUGUUGGUGAGCUAAAGCAGAGGAUCGAAGGACUGGAAAAGGAACUGGACAAUGCCAAUGAGCUACUGUCCAACUUUAAACUAAGAGGUACAGUUGGCACAACAUCUGUGCUCAAUGAGACUCAAAUGAUGACAGUUUCUCCUACAGCAACUGCAGUGGCAAAGAUUAAGCCAGAAAUGAAACUGACCGAGUUGUAUACUGCCUAUUUAGAAGGCCAGGAGCAGCUGCAGUUUGAGCGAUUGGAGAACAAGCGUGUCAACAAAUAUCUCGAUGACAUAGUACAAGAAGUGGAGGCAAAGGGUCCCAUUCUUAAACGGCAGAGGGAUGAGCAUGAGCGCAUGCAGAAAUCCGUGGCGAGUCUUUCAACCAAGCUGGAGCACGCUGUAAAGGAGGUGCAUCGUCUGCAGAAUGAGGCUGAUGAAGCCAAUAAGCGUUCCUCUAUUUUAGAAAGAGACAAUAAAAGAUUUGAACUGCAGCUUGCAGACAUGGCUCAGCAGGUGCGUGUGCUCCUUAUUGAGCUUGAAGAAUCCCGGGGAAAUCAUGUGUUUCUUGAUGAGGACUCGAGUUUGGGGGAUGUUACCAGUACCUCAGAAGUGAUCACCCAACACUUGGUGACCUUCCGGAGUGUGGAAGAGCUACAGAAGCAAAAUCAGCGUCUUCUGGUGGCCCUCAGGGAUCUCAGUGAUGCCCAAGAGAAAGAAGAGUUAGAAUCCUCUGGGUACAACCGCGUGGAAGUCGAGCAGACUUUGGAGACCACUCUGGCUGAGGUGGAGUCUCUGAGGGAGCAACGCAACAAGCACAUAAAGAUGUCAGAGUCUAUCAUGAGGCAAAGGGACAUGUACCGUUUGCUGUUGGCCCAGGCAACAGGAGUGAGCUUCUCCCAGCAAGGUACAUCAGCUGAGGAGCUCCCAGUCACGUCCACGCCUGGUCGAUCACCUGCAGCCACUCCCACCGCCGGAACACCCACCACACUUGUCUCCAUGGCAACUGACACUGCUGAAGCAUUGGAGGCCAAGGCAGCCUUGCGACAGUUGCAGGAAGUGUUUUCCUCCUAUAAGAAAGAACGAGUGGAGAGUGACAAAGCACUGGCUGAGCAGAAUGACAAACUCCUGGAGCAGCUUUCAGACCUUCGCUCAGAGAACGCCAAGACAGCAACACAGUUGGAAUUUGCCUCCAAGAGGUAUGAGAUGUUGCAGGACAAUGUUGAAGGCUUCAGGAAGGAAAUUGCUUCCCUCCGGGAGAGAGAGCAGAAGAUGGCCUCUGCCACACAGAAGCAUGAGCAGACCAUCAACACAUUAAAUGAGGAUCUACGAGCUGCACUGGAAAAACUUUCAAUGGCAGAGGGUCUUGCUGAGGGUCUGCGUAAAGAGAGAGACAUGUUGAAACUGGUUGAGUCCAGGUUGACUCAAGAGAAGGAUAUGAUCUCAAGCCAGCAACAGAGUCAGAACCUUUUGAUGACCAAUCUUCAGGCUAUUCAGGCAACACUUGAGCGUUCAGAUGCUGACACACGUCAGCGUUUUAACACCCAGUUAGAGAAGCAAGAGCGAGAGAUCUCUCAACUGCAGAAGAGGCUGGAGCAUGAGGUGGAACAGCGGCAUUUGCUGAGCAGAAACCAAGAAAUCCAAGUAUUUGAAUCAAAGCGACAACUUGAGAUGCAAGUGGCUUUACAUGAGAAGACGAAAGACCUGUUGAAUGCUGCUGAGAUGGAACUGGACUCCCUCAGGUUGCUGCAAGGUAGCAGUGAACAACGUCAAAUCCUGUGCUCCCCCUCGACGCCUAAAACUAGAGGCUUGCAAGUUUCACACCAAGAACGUGAGGAUCUUCAGGGUCGCUUGCUGCAGGCUGAAACACAGACAGAGCAGCUGGCAGAGAGCCUCAAAGAAGCCACUAACAGCAUGGAGCAGUACCGAGCCAUGGCUCAGCGUCUGGAGGAGUCCCUGGAAAAAGAGAAACAGAUAACGGAGCAGGCCCGUGCUUCUAUUGAAAGUCACGUGAAGGAGGCUGAGCAGCAGCAACGCAGGCUUGAGGAGAAACUUCUUGAUGCUGAGAAAGAGAAACGUAAUAUGGAAGAAGAAAAUAUGAAGGCUAUCAACUCCCUGAAUGAGCAGAUGGAUGAUCUCCAAAGGAAUCUGAAAAGUGCCCAGGAAGAACACCAGAUGGCACUGCAGCGUCUAUCAGCUGCUGAAGCCCAGCAGUUGCAGGCUUUACAAGACAGCCAAGAACAGGCUAAACUGGCAGCUGAAGCACAAGACAAAUAUGAGCAGGAGAUGAUGCUGCAUGCAGCAGAUGUGAAGGCAAUGCAGGAUGCUAAGGCUCAGGCCCAGCAAGCAGCUGAGCUCAGACAGCAACUAGAGGAGAGAGCCCAAAGGGCCAGUGCUGAGUUGAUGGAGGCCAGAAUAUCCUGGGGGGAGCAGGAAAAGAUCCUCAAGGAGGAGAUGUCCAAAAUAGAAAGCCGCUAUGAAGAGAUGCAAAAACAGAACGUUCUCUUGCAUGAACAGAUUCAGGCAAUGAGUAGCAAAAUGGCUGAUAAUUUGCAGCGUGCUGCAAGUGAGAGUCCACUAAACUUCUCUUUUAUGCAAGAAGGCAAAUCUCAAGAACAAGUCCUCGAGAUUCUAAGGUUUGUGCGUCGUGAAAAGGAGAUUGCAGAGUCUCGUUUUGAGUUUGCUCAAGGGGAGAGUUUGCGUUAUCGUCUCAGGGUUGAACACCUGGAACAAGAGCUAAAGCAAGUUCAGGGCAGCUUAAGUGCUGCACAGGAGAAAAUGCACGUGACCGCAAAGACCUUAGCCCAGCAUGAUGACCUGAUGAAGAAGACAGAAACAAUGAGCAUCUUGAUGGAAACAAACAAGAUGCUGCGAGAGGAGAAGGAAACAUUGGAGAAAGAACUGCAACAAACCCAAGCUAAGGUGCAAAAGUUGGAGUCAGAUGUUUUGCCACUGAAACAGGCAAACACUGAGCUGACUGAGAAGAGUGGCAUGCUACAAAUGGAGAAGAAAAUACUCGACGAUGAGAUCAAGCGCUGGAAGGCUCGAACACAACAUUUGGUGAGUCAACAGAAAGAUUCCGAUCCAGAAGAGUACAAGCGUCUUCAUUCAGAGAAGGAAUUACAUCUGAAACGUAUCCAGCAGCUCAUUGAUGAGAACAACAAGAUCAAAGCAGAGGUUACCAAAACCAGCAAUCUCUCAGCAUCCCAGCAAAGCCAAAUACAAACCUUGCUGGAUAAUUUAAGUAAGACAAACGAGGAGCGAAAUUCGCUCAAAGAAGAAAUCGUUGCAAAGAGUCUGGAAAUCCAGGAGAAGGUAAAGACAAUUACCCAGGUCAAAAAGCUUGGACGUCGCUACAAGACUCAGUACGAUGAUCUCAAAGUAGAAUACGACAAGGUAAUAGCUGAGGCCGCAGGGCCAUCCAAAGAAGAAGAAGCUCGUCAAGCCUCAGUUCAGGAACUGCAGGGACUUAGAGACUCUCUCAGUCAGGCUGAAAUAAGGGUUAAAGACCUGGAGGGACAACUGGAGAGCAUCAACAAGGUGGUGACAGAGCGUGAAAUUGAAGUUCACAAUGCUCAGGAACAGUCAUCCAGGCUGCAGACUGAGCUAGGCAGGGUGAGACAGGAGCUGCAGGAGAAGGAAGAUGCACUGAAACGGCAGAUGGCAGACAAGGUGGAGAAGACCAGGAAGGCAAUUGUUUUUGCUAAGCAAAGGAUCAGCCAGCUCACAAGCGCCAAAGACGAGCUGCAGAAGGAAAAUGAGGAGUUUAAGCAGCGAUGUGAGGAGCUAAAGCAACAAAGUGAGGAGUUUGAAGUCCGUGUAACCGCGAUAAAGUCUCAGUACGAGGGCCGGUUUAAUCGACAGGAAAGAGAACUAAGAGAACUGCGAGGUCAGCAAGAAAGACAAGAGCAAAGAGAUGAGCCUGUUGAGGCGGGUCCAAGCAAACCUCAAGAGCAGCAAAGAAGUACGGAACAGAGACAGAUCAGUCUUAAGUCCACCCCAGCUACAGACAGGGGCAGUGCCAGCACAUCUGAGCCGCCAACUGCCAACAUAAAGCCAACACCUGUAGUAGCCACAGCGAGCAAGCAAGCCGUCAACCCCGGGAACAAGCCCACUCCAAGGGCAAGCAUCAGGCCCAUGAUCACCCCAGCCACUGUGCCCACUCCUACACCCACUGCUACCGUAAUGCCCACAACACAGGUUGAGACACAGGAAGUGAUGCAGACGACAGAGGGUCCACCAGUGGAGCAUGUGACUGUAUAUGGGAGUGCUAGUGGUUCUGUACGCUCAGCAAGCCCCAACAUCCAGACCACCUUAGCCAGCCCCAUGUUGACCGUGCAGCAAACCCAAACACAAGCCACAGCUUUUGUCCAGCCUACGCAACAGCAGAGCGUCACCCAUGCGGAGCCAGUCAAUCAGGAGCUGCCACCUGUGGUAAUUGAGGCAACACAAAGCUCGCAGGUGGAAUGGCCUUCAACAUCCUCCACCUCUGCUGUAUUUGGGACCGUUUCAGCCACACCAGGAUCAUCUUCCUCAAUGUCCAAAAGACCCCGUGAAGAAGAUGAAAGUAGCAGCACUGUUGUCACAGACACCGAGGCUCCUCAAGAGGACACCUCCAGGGCUCCCAUUCCAAAAAAACUGCGCAUUAUUCAAAGAGUUGGUCCUGAGGAAGAAAUGAUGGCUGAUGACAACGCAGAAGCUGAGGGUGUGGUACCAACAGACAGUCAAGAGGGUAUCGAAGCCAGUCAGACGGAAGAGCUUGCGGCGCUGGAUGAUGAUGAUGAGAGUGCAGCAUCUCAAUCUACCACCAUGCACCAAGAAGUUACUCUCACACAGAGUGAAACUCCUGAGCAGCAGCUAGAAGUAAUAGUCAUUGUAACCGAUACGGAGAGUGAGGAAAACCAAGAAGAAGGGGAUGAAGAGGAGGAUGAACAGGACUAUGAUGAGGGCGAUGAGGAGGAGGUGGAGGAAGAAGAGGAGGAAGAUGACGGAGAGGAGAGUAACGAGGGCAGCGGAGAAGGCAAUGAGGCCUACGAUGGAGAUGACACAGAGGGAGCUGACGUAACCGAUCCAGGGACAGAGACGGAGGAGAGUUUGGGGGCGUCCGACUCCACCCAGAGACCAGCAGAUUCCCAGACGGCCAGCUUUGAGACCACGACAAUGGAGGCCUUCUCUACUGAACAACCCAUAACAAGCUCUGGCAUUCGUAUGCCCCAAUCACCAAGGAGACCAACACAUCCACUACCCCCCACUCAGAUGUCGCAACGGAUUCCUGCUCGUCGCCAGUCAGUCGGCAGAGUCCCUCAGCUCUCUGGGGUCCCCAGCAGUGCUCAGCACCACAUUGACGACGAGGACCGGAUGGUACCUAGCGCUCCCACGCUGGUGGUUCCACACUGCUCUGAUGGUUUUGACCAGGCUGUCCACAGUUCGCCCCAAAUGGCUUCAAGUCGGACCUUCCGUUUUGGCCAAUCUGAUGAUGUGCCACAGACCAGCUCAGAUCUCGGCCAGCUUGCAGCUCAAGGAGGUCUUGGGAUGUUUGACAGCCCCUUGUUCCUAGCAUCUCAUGAAGAGGAGUCUGGUGGACGCAGUGUUCCUACCACACCACUACAGUUAGCAGCCCCAGUCUUCUCUGAGGUAGUUCCAUCAGACACUGUUGAGCAGGCCUCUCAGUCGGUUCCUAUGGUGAGCACGUCCACUCCUGGGCUCCUCACGGCAGGCACAGCCAGUACAAGCGAGGAGAGAGAUGACGUCUUUCUGGAGUCAGACCCUGAUAAUUCCAGGCCAAGUGCUGAGAGUUCGGUGGAUGCUGUGAUAUCUCAAGAUGAUUUGGUGGAGCCCAGUCAGCCCUCCGACACGGCCAGCUUGCCGUCCACCAGCCAGGAGCCUUCCUCCAGCUCUGCGGAUACCAGCAGUGCUCCAAGCAGGGCUGCACCCAGCAGGCAGCUGCAGCGUUGGCCAGGAAGCCACGGUGGGCGCGUGAAGAGAGGAGGACAAGCGUUUCCUUCCCGAGGAGUUCAUGGCAGACGCAUCGCAAGAUGAAGCUUCCACAGGGAAAUCUUGACAGAGCCUCCUCCAUUCAGUCUUGAUCUUGUUCGCCUGUUCUAAAGCCCUUUGCUUUUAUAUUGCUUAGAAAUUAAUGGAGUUUUGAUCACAGUCUGUGAUGUGCUUUCUCUAAAAUGUUAUUAAAAGUUUUAAGUCUGUACAAUA